AUGCUAACAAUUCUAGGACCGGUACACGGUAAGGGCAUGGGAGCAGAUCUGUGCCCACAGUCAAGCCAUGACCACGUUCGAGAGGUAUGGAAUCUGAUCCUCAAACCCAUCUUCCCUCUUGUAUCGACUGAUGGUAAGCACUUCACAGUAAAAAACGAGGACGACCGAGAUAGGUUUCCCCAGAUUGCCGUUACUAAUCUGAGUGGUCGAUCUGGGACCCUACCACUCUUCAAGGUUUACUGCAUCGGAUCUGCUGAGCCCGACACGGAUAUGUGGAAGGCCUUGGAAGACGCGGUGCAGCUCGAUUUACUCGAGGCUUCGGGCCUCUUUGAGGGAAAACCCCGGGCAAGUCUUUUUGCAGCCGUUGCAAUUGGACCGCUAGUACGUUUUUACAGACUGGAUGAGGAGGAUUAUUUCUGCUAUGUCGAGUACCGCGAUAGAGAUGCGUAUAGCGUUCACCAGGAUUUCGAAGUCAUCGUUGAACAACUGCUCCAGAUUCGAGGGGCUAUGGCGUGA
Messenger RNA from Aspergillus pseudoviridinutans, 516 nucleotides. RefSeq lists its product as uncharacterized. The transcript has a single exon. The coding region runs from base 1 to 516 and encodes 171 amino acids. The record is from RefSeq and is a predicted model, not a curated record. NCBI's taxonomy places the organism in Eukaryota, Fungi, Ascomycota, Eurotiomycetes, Eurotiales, Aspergillaceae.